AAGUACCAAGUAAGUAGUAAGUAGUAACUAGUGGCCGAGGGAUUGAGAAGCACCCUCUUGGACUCUGUGCUAUCCCCGUAAGGUCACACUGACUUUGACUGGGUACAAUGGGUCGGUGCCGAGCUGCUUCGCGCCCUGCGGACGAUGAUCCCAACCUAAGAUCCAAGAAAAAAAAGGCUGCUUUGAAUGUAGAGAAUUUAGACACUUCAUCCCCAGAUGUGGCAGCUCAAGGAGUAACUGAUGGGAAAGGAGCUUUAUACCACUGCAAUUAUUGCAACAAAGAUAUUUCAGGGAUGAUUCGCAUUAAGUGUGCUGUAUGUCAAGAUUUUGAUCUCUGCAUAGAGUGUUUCUCUGUUGGGGCUGAAGUGACACCUCACAAAAGCAAUCAUCCAUAUAUGAUUAUGGAUAAUCUAUCUUUUCCCCUUAUAACUCCAGAUUGGAAUGCAGAUGAAGAGAUGUUACUUUUAGAGGGCAUUGAGAUGUAUGGAUUUGGGAAUUGGAAUGAAGUUGCUGAGUAUGUUGGGACAAAAAGCAAAUCUCAAUGUAUUGACCAUUAUAAUGCUAUAUAUAUGAAUUCACCGUGCUUUCCUCUCCCUGAUUUGUCACAUGUUAUGGGAAAAAACAAAGAGGAACUUCUUGAGAUGGCAAAGGGACAUGAAGUCAAGAAAGAAUGCCCGGCAACUGCAAAGCUUACUCUGAAAGAAGAACCUCCCUUGUCUGAGGGAAUAAACUCUGAAGAAUCUAAUAGGGCAGAAGUCACUAAUCCAACAUCUAUGUUAACCUCAGUAUGUGGCAAAACUUACUCAAGUACGAUUAAGAAGGCUUCCAAUGUGAGCCAGAAUGCAGAUGGAGUUAAGGUGGAAGAAUAUCAAUCAGAUCGGAGCAUUGGAGAGAAGAAACCGAAGUUAUCUGGCAAAGUUGAGCCUUCUAUGACCGAGUUGAGUGGAUACAGUUUUAAGAGAGAGGAAUUCGAAAUUGAAUAUGACAAUGAUGCAGAGCAAGUAUUAGCAGAUAUGGAAUUUAAGGACAUCGAUACUGAGUCUGAACGUGAAAUGAAACUGCAUGUGCUCCGUAUUUAUUCAAGAAGAUUAGAUGAGCGGAAGCGCAGAAAGAAUUUUAUACUUGAAAGAAAUUUACUUUAUCCUGAUCCAUUUGAGAAAAGUCUCUCUCCUGAGGAGGUUGAAAUAUGUCAGCGCUAUAAGGUCUUCACACGGUUUCACUCGAAAGAAGAGCAUAUGGAGUUGCUCAAAAAUAUUAUUGAAGAACACAGGCUUAUCAAAAGAAUACAGGAUUUGCAGGAAGCACAUACUGCUGGCUAUCAAACAUCUACAGAGGCUUACAAAUUUAUCGAACAGAAGAAAAAAGAAGCGGAAUGUGUUGUUAAAGAAAAUAAUCAUAUUGGUGUUGGUGCUAAGAUAUUACCAAGACCGAAUUAUCUCAAAGGAGAACUUGAUAGCAACUCACUGGGUCUUCAUAAGGAUAUUACAGCUCCACUUUCUGGGGUGAAGUAUCCAGCUGCGGCCAUACAGGAUAUAUCAAGAUCUCUAGAAGAAUGGGAUAUUAGUGGAUUCGCCGGGUCUGAACUGCUGUCUGAAUCUGAGAUAAAUCUUUGUAAUGAGAUCAGAAUACUACCAUCACACUAUUUCAAAAUGCAGAAUGUCUUAUCAUCAGAAAUUUCAAAAGGCAACAUAUCGAAGAAAUGUGAUGCGCAUAGGUUGUUCAAGGUCGAGCCAAGCAAGGUUGAUAGAGUUUAUGAUAUGCUUAUAAAAAAGGGGAUUGCUUCUUCAAAUUGAAACUUAAAUAGUCAUAUUUGCACAUAUAUGUAAUAGUUUGGAAUAUAAAUAUGUUCAAGCACUACAUGUUCAGUGUAAACAAAGCACGGGUUAACUUAUUUC
Messenger RNA from Arachis stenosperma, 1895 nucleotides. Its product is annotated as transcriptional adapter ADA2a-like. Gene Ontology annotation, biological process: chromatin remodeling; regulation of transcription by RNA polymerase II. The record is from RefSeq and is a predicted model, not a curated record. Gene Ontology annotation, molecular function: zinc ion binding; chromatin binding; transcription coactivator activity. The transcript has 13 exons. Bases 108 to 1793 code for a protein of 561 amino acids. NCBI's taxonomy places the organism in Eukaryota, Viridiplantae, Streptophyta, Magnoliopsida, Fabales, Fabaceae. Gene Ontology annotation, cellular component: nucleus.